AUGGCACAUUCCCUUACAAAUCUACUGAUGCACCUUUCCAAUGAAUUAAGCUUUCUUGGGAAAAUCAUGUCGCAUACUCAAGAAUGGUGGGAUGCUUAUCAUGAUACGCAGCAAUUUGCAAUAAGAUUACAAUCAAGUCGACCUGAUGACACUGCUUUCAUUUCAUUGGUAGAAGUGGAAUCAAGAUUGGAACAAAGUAGUAGGAAUGAACCUGGAAAUAGGAAAGCACUCGAGGAUCAUUUAAAGAAACUCCAGUUCAUUCGAAGUCAGCACAAAGAACACAUCAAGGAGAGUACUAUAAUGUGUCCUGUAUGUAUGGAAUAUCUAAGCCCCACUCUUCGUCGAUUUUUCAUCAUAAUCGCGGGCUGCUGGCAUUGUUUAUGUGAACCGUGCUUUGAUGAAACUAGAAGAACAUCAUCAGUAUGUCCAGUGUGUCGAAAUCCGAUCGAUCGCACUCUCAGUAACAAAAACAACUAUCUAAUUCACUGGAAUCAAGACCUAUCUGAUGAGAUCCAUAUCAUAGGAGAUCAUAGCUCAAAAGUUAACGAAGUUCUGAGGUGUUUGCUUCGUCUUAAGCGUGAUGAUCCUGCUGCAAAAGUUGUGGUCUUUAGUUCUUGGGCUUCUAUCUUGCUAACAAUUGAAGAAGCUCUGAAGGAUAAUAGAAUCUCCUGCGGCUUACAGGAGUUCAAAUCGCCCAAUACGGAAUUCUGGGUCCUCUUAAUUCCCCUCUCACUAGGAGCCAAUGGAUUGAACAUAACAGAAGCUAAUCACGUGAUACUUGUAGAUCCGAUUCUUAAUCCGGGUAAAGAGCGACAAGCCAUUGCGAGAUUGCAUCGAAUUGGUCAAACUCGAUCUUGCACGGUGCAUAAGUUCCUGGUAGACGAGAGCAUUGAACUAAUGAUUAUGAACCAGGCAUCGUUAUCAAAUGCUUCUAAUUUUACUCGGACAAAUAAUAAUCAAGUUGAAAUUCUCCAAAUGAGCAUAGCUGAGUUAAUUCAAAUUGUAUCCGGUAGUCCAUGUCACGACGAGGGUUAG
Rodentolepis nana is the source of this 1035-nucleotide messenger RNA. NCBI's taxonomy places the organism in Eukaryota, Metazoa, Platyhelminthes, Cestoda, Cyclophyllidea, Hymenolepididae. The record is from the annotation of a GenBank genome assembly.